This is a messenger RNA of Cutaneotrichosporon cavernicola, 294 nucleotides long. RefSeq lists its product as uncharacterized. The record is from RefSeq and is a predicted model, not a curated record. Bases 1 to 294 code for a protein of 97 amino acids. The transcript has 2 exons. NCBI's taxonomy places the organism in Eukaryota, Fungi, Basidiomycota, Tremellomycetes, Trichosporonales, Trichosporonaceae.
AUGCGCCUCAGCCACGCAAACAAGAUCCUCCUCGGCUCGUGUGUCGUCGUCGUGCCACUGAGCUUCUACGGCGGCCUGGCCAUCAAGGAACAUUACCUCGCAGGCGAGCUCGACAAGGUCCCCGAAAGCAAGGAUCUGGUCUCGGAGCGCGCGGUCAAGGCCCGCAUCGUGCAAUUGGAGCAGGAGCGCAAGGAGCUCAUGGGCGAGGGCCGGGACUUGGAUAAGAAGAUUGCAGAGAUCAAGGCGCGCCUCGCGACAAAGUCAUGUGAGGAGGCACAGGGGAACAAGGGCUGA